Aureobasidium subglaciale EXF-2481 is the source of this 920-nucleotide messenger RNA. RefSeq lists its product as uncharacterized. The transcript has a single exon. The record is from RefSeq and is a predicted model, not a curated record. Lineage: Eukaryota; Fungi; Ascomycota; Dothideomycetes; Dothideales; Saccotheciaceae. Bases 196 to 540 code for a protein of 114 amino acids.
AUAAAGAGCUUGCAUGCCCUCGAUUUCACCAGAAGACAGUCCACCCUUUUCCGUCUUAUACACAAUCAAAGCUUUCUACCUACUUUGCUAAAGUCUAACCGCAAACCUUAUACCGUAAGAGCCUCAAGCGUCGCCUACUUUGCCCAAUCUCCAGCAUACUGACAAUCACCACCAGAUCACUUUUCACCAGCAGCAAUGUACUCACGCACCCUCCACCUCUUCCGCGCAACCCGCAUCCAGCGCCUCCAAUCCCCCACCACUUCCACACCCACCCUCCGCACCUUCGUCUCUUCCCCUUACCUUCGCAUCAAAGAAGAUGCCAACCGCUCCCCCGAAGAGCUGGAGAGAACAAAGCAAGAACAGCUAAAAGCGCAAAAAGAAGGCAAGGCUGAGUGGAAUGAGAAGUUGGCUAGUGCGGGAGAGGCUGGUAUUGCUGCUGAUAAGGAGGAUGUAAAGGAUCAUGAUAGGCAUAUGGAGGAAUUGCAGAAGGAGACUGCUGGGAAGGCGGAGAAGGAGCAUCCUGAGGGAAAGAAGAAUUAGACUAGUCAUCAUGGCCUGCUGGUUGGAUUAUGUCAAUGAGAAUGGAAAUUGCUCCUGAUUGUUUGGAAUCGCCGGUGAAGCGUGUUCUUAUGGAUGGCAUAUGCGAGAGCCACGUUUAGAAGGUUAUAGUCUAUAACAAUGAGGGAUGCUUCAACAACGUCCGAUAUGGUCUAGUGGCUAGGAUUUCUCGCUCUCAAACAGUUCGGAAGAACGAUCAGGUCCGAGGAGGCCGGGGUUCAAUUCCCCGUGUCGGAAUUCUACUUUUGCACCUUUGUUGCGCGACGUUCCGCUGUCCACUUUCUCCAAGCCGUUGUUCGUCGACUAUCAUCUGUUGACAUCAAUAUUGCACCAUUGAUCUUUUUGUCUACUCAUCUUGUAUU